Molecule: messenger RNA, 3260 nt
Organism: Paralichthys olivaceus (Japanese flounder)
Lineage: Eukaryota; Metazoa; Chordata; Actinopteri; Pleuronectiformes; Paralichthyidae
Gene: igfbp3
Product: insulin-like growth factor binding protein 3
Biological process (GO): regulation of insulin-like growth factor receptor signaling pathway
Cellular component (GO): extracellular region
Molecular function (GO): fibronectin binding; insulin-like growth factor II binding; insulin-like growth factor I binding
Source: RefSeq, a predicted model, not a curated record
UCGCGUAAAAGAAAAUACAGAUGGAGAAGGCUAGCCGCCUCGCUGUGUCACAGAGAGUCCCAUUGAGCCUACGUGACAACUCACAUACUGUCCCUUUGUGACCAGCUUAAUCGGCAGAAUGCCCGGUGCCUGUGUGCUUUUACUCGCCGCUGCGCUGGCUGCGUUCGCCCGGCUCGUCGGCACCGUGGGGCCGGUGGUCCGGUGCGAGCCGUGCGACGCCGGGGCGCUCCUGCAGUGCAAGCCCCUGCCGAAGGACUGCGCGGAGCGGAUGAAGGAGCCCGGCUGCGGCUGCUGCAUGACGUGCGCCCUGCGCGAGGGACAGGCGUGUGGAGUGUACACGGCGCGCUGCGGCUUCGGCUUGACCUGCCAGCACCAGCCGGGGGAGAGCCGACCCCUGCAAGCGCUGCUGGAGGGACGGGGAGUGUGCUCCACUGCCGCGUCCAAAAAACUCAACAGCAUCCUCAUACCAGCGCAAAAACCAGAGGGUGGAGGAAAUCAAGUAGAAGAAGGUUUUGCCAAUGCUACGCAGACGAUGACGGUGCUGACCGGCGUGGCAACUGUGAAGGGUGGACACGGUCGGGGUUCGAUGGACACCAGGCCUCCGCUGCACAACAAGCUGAUCCAGAAAGAUCAGAACAGGAAGACGCAGAGCUACAAGGUGGAGUCAGUGUCAGGAGGAGCCAACAUGGACAUGCACAACUUCUCCCUGGAGAGCAAGAGGGAGACUGAGUAUGGGCCGUGUCGGCGGGAGAUGGAGAGCAUCCUGAACAGUCUUAAAAUCAGCAACGUGCUCAACCCCAGAGGCUUCCGCAUACCCAACUGUGACAGAAAGGGCUUCUACAAGAAAAAACAGUGCCGUCCAUCCAAAGGCAGGAGGCGGGGAUACUGCUGGUGCGUGGACAAAUACGGGCAGCCUCUGCCCGGCCUGGACGGCAGAGAGCGAGGCGAGACGCAGUGCUACAACCUGGAGAGCAAAUGAGAGGACGGAGAGAGGAAGACAGCGAAUAAGGGGGUUGGGGUGGGGGUGGGAGUAAGUUGGGGAGACAGAGAGAAAGAAAAGAAAGAAAGAGGUAGAGCCUUCUUUGCUCUUGCAUAUAGUUUUAUGUAAACAUUUGAAGGAGCUCCGGACCUCCAGGUCCCAUUUCUGUCGGAGAGAGGGAGGGAUAGGAGAAGGGGGGAGGCGACGGGCCGAGCCUCCUGUCCGUCACAGCUGUCCUGUGCUUAGGAAACCUCUGUCCUUUCUUUAAAAAUAAAAAAAGAUGAAGCUCAAAGCUGACAGAGAAUGGGAGGAGAGAGAGAAUCCUAUCAUCUGCACUAUUCUUUAAGAGAGAGAGGAAGGAGGGACUUUUCCACUCACUUUAAAGAGGACUCCUUUGUGACUGUGACCCCAAGAACCGCACCACCACCAUUUACAUGUGUGUGUCUGUCUGUGUGUAUGUGUGCGUCUUAAUGUGUGAGCACCUGCCUUGCGAACAUGUGCACAGCUGCAUGUCUGUGCAACGUAGCGAGUGAGUGGAAGUUGAUUUGUGUAAAUACCGUUUGUCACUAAGCUCAGUUCAGAGAUGUUCGACUGCUCCAUUAAACAAUGCAGGAAAAACAAAAUGAAAACACUCUCCGGCUCAGGGUCCAUGUUGAAGUGAAGGAUUAUGGGGCGGCGGGGUCUUGAUGGCCACCAGAGGCCCUUCUUUCUGCCAGUGGCGUUUCCCUCGUCCUACUGUCCAAAAGGGAACGGAGGCAGUUACGGUGCCUUAAAAAAAAAACAACCUCUCCGAGCCCACUCUCACAUUCAUCGUCUGUGGUCCUCGACUAAAGGAACAACUCCCUGAAAAUCUACCUCAUGAGUUUCAGAUAGCGCCCCCUGCAGGCUCGAAAUGAGACUUUUGUAGUUUGUAGCUGCGGCAGCUUUAACAUCACCUUGGAUUCCCAACGGCUACAGAUGAUUUGAAGGUGACUGAGCAAAAACGGCAUAAAAACGUCCAUGUGAACAAACUCCUGCAGCUCCACGUCUUAGCUGAUCAUGCAUGUCUGUGCUCAUAGUUACAGGAAACACAUUUAUAAACUGCUUCUAUUAAAUUAGUUCUUUUGGGCGCAAAAGGCGACAGUGAAGCAUAAGCCAUUUACAGACAUGAAUCUCCUGCUGUGUUCUCACAUGGGCUCAUUCGGAUAUCAUCCACAGUUUUCACUGAUACUCAGAAUGUCCGCAGCAACUUCUUGUUGUCACAUACGUGACAACUGGAUAGUUUCAGGAGAUUUUCUGGAGUCCAGUGCACAUCUGAAAACAGCUGUAGACUGAAACGUGAAGAAGUUUCAAUAAGAAAAAGCCCCCUGAGGUAAUGAGAUGAAAGCAGCGAGACAACCGGCGCCUCAAGUACCAACUCAUAAAAUAUCACAUUUCUCCCGAAAUAUAGAUGAAUACACGAAUUCCGUUGUCUCUAACGUGUUCGAUUCUUUACACUUGAUGUUUGCUAGCAGUAUAAGUGGAUGUAGCUAUGAGUGACAGACGACUAAAACGCUAACUGCACUAUCAUCAUGAAUAUAUGGAACAUGCCCAUCACAUUAAUGUGCAGUCGAAUUAAUGAACCAUGUUGCAGCAGCUCGAGGAGUUUAUGUGGACGUUCUUGUGUUUUUUUCGGAGCCACCAGCCGACAGGAGGUGUCUGAGACUCAUGAGACUGAUUUUUGGUGGAUUUUGAGUCUUCAGUCUGUUUAGAUGAGUCUGUCUUCUGUCUCUUUCCUGCCCCUGUUGUUCCCGUCCACAUCCGCGUCCCUGCUCCACCCUAACACGCCACAGCUCCACCCAGCUCCUCGCUCCCUGCUCUUAUACCUCAUCCGCCACGAAGCUCCAGUGCUGAGGAUGUUUGAUCCUGCAUGUCUUUACCCCGUCACCCGUCCAAAACCUUGUCUGCGUCUCUGUGCCUCAUCCCGUCACUGCCUCCAACCCACUACCCUGAGCUGUUCUCCCCUCACUCCAGAACACCCCCCUCUGGUCCUCUUCCUGUCAGUGGUGCAACCUGGUGUAGACUUGUUUAAAGGGGGUGAGGCCGGUGUGACCGCCUCGCCCCACCGCAGGUGCCAGCUGCCCUUAUGCUUCAAGCACAAGCACUUAAAGCACUUUAGCUGCGCCGCUACUCGUCAGUGCAUGCAGUUAAAGACAAUUGGACCUAUCUGCAUCUGCAUACCUUCCCUCAGAGGUAAUGUGAGAUGAAACAGUGCGAUACUGUAAGAAAACAAUAAUAAAGCUGAGAGGAAACAGAAAAAAAA